GCUGAGAUCUGAUACGUACUUUGUAUAGACAACCAACAUCACAAUAGUGGGAACGGCAAAGUGUAGUGCAGCGCAUGUCGUCUACUGUAUAUCGGAAUAAUCCAAUAAACAAAAACAAGGUUUCUGUUACUCAUAACGAAAUUAGUCAGCAGUUCAAUUUAGAUAUUUAUAGUUUGAAAGCGUGACAUCAUCCCAUGUUUGUUUUGCUUUGUCUCACACACAAAUACAUAUCCACGAUCGCUUGAAUUCAUGAACUAACUCGUUCAUUGAAUUUACUGCCUGUUUUUAAGCUUAUAAAUACAUUUCAUAGGUUAUGUUCGGAACAUAAAACAUACUUUUAGAUUAGACGGUUCUUUUUAGUUGAAGAUGAGUAUGGAAAAGAAAAUCGACGAGAGUGGAACAAUGGAACGAAAAUCGUCCGCAGAGACCAGCAUUAUCAGCAUCAUUUUGAGUACUUUGAAAAAAGCUUCUGUAGUGGGAGUAGUUUAUCUAGCUGGAUAUAUGCAAUGGUCGGUAGCGUGGUUCAUCGGCCCCGUUGUCUUGUUCGUCUUGAGAGACCAAUGGAAGAAUACAAGUGAUAAAAGAAGAACUCUAGCUAAAUUAACCGCUGUUUCCAGUGAAAAAGAAGUUGUGCUGGCUAGACUGAACGAUUUACCAGCUUGG
Messenger RNA from Leptinotarsa decemlineata (Colorado potato beetle), 663 nucleotides. RefSeq names its product Extended synaptotagmin-like protein 2 (gene Esyt2). Lineage: Eukaryota; Metazoa; Arthropoda; Insecta; Coleoptera; Chrysomelidae. The record is from RefSeq and is a predicted model, not a curated record. Gene Ontology annotation, biological process: lipid transport. Gene Ontology annotation, molecular function: calcium-dependent phospholipid binding; phosphatidylcholine binding; calcium ion binding. Gene Ontology annotation, cellular component: endoplasmic reticulum membrane.